This is a messenger RNA of Hippopotamus amphibius kiboko, 1278 nucleotides long. It is a transcript of the gene RHAG, whose product is annotated as Rh associated glycoprotein. Gene Ontology annotation, molecular function: ammonium channel activity. The record is from RefSeq and is a predicted model, not a curated record. The transcript has 10 exons. Bases 1 to 1278 code for a protein of 425 amino acids. Gene Ontology annotation, biological process: ammonium homeostasis; ammonium transmembrane transport. Lineage: Eukaryota; Metazoa; Chordata; Mammalia; Artiodactyla; Hippopotamidae. Gene Ontology annotation, cellular component: plasma membrane.
AUGAGGUUCAAAUUCCCUCUCAUGGCCAUUGGCCUGGAAGUUGCCAUGAUCAUUUUAUUUGGAUUAUUUGUUCAGUAUGAAACGGAUCAGAACGUUUCCCAGCAGCCCAACAGCACCGCGGACACAUCUAUUGAUUUGUAUCCUCUCUUCCAAGAUGUGCAUGUUAUGGUAUUUGCUGGGUUCGGCUUCCUCAUGACCUUCUUGCGGAAAUACGGCUUCAGUAGUGUGGGCAUCAACCUACUCAUUGCUUCUCUGGGCCUCCAAUGGGGCACUAUUGUACAAGGGAUCCUGCACAGCCUUGGAGAGAAAUUCCACAUUGGAAUCAAAAACAUGAUAAAUGCAGACUUCAGUACAGUCACAGUUCUGAUUUCUUUUGGAGCUGUCCUGGGGAAAACAAGUCCAAUGCAACUGCUCAUCAUGACAAUUUUAGAAAUUGCUGUCUUUGCUGUCAAUGAAUAUCUGGUCCUCAAGAUAUUUGGGGCCUCUGAUACUGGAGCAUCAAUGACCAUCCAUGCCUUUGGGGCCUACUUUGGUUUGGCUGUAGCAGGCAUCUUGUACCGAUCCAGCCUGAGAAAAGGACAUCUCAAUGAAGAGUCUGUGUACCACUCAGACUUAUUUGCAAUGAUUGGGACUCUUUUCUUAUGGAUAUUUUGGCCUAGCUUUAAUUCUGCCAUCGCUGAAGCUGGAAAUAAACAGUACAGGGCCAUCGUAAACACGUACUUCUCUCUCGCUGCCUGCGUGGUUAUAGCUUAUGCAUUCUCUAGCCUUCUUGAAAGCCAUGGCAAGCUCAAUAUGGUUCACGUUCAGAAUGCAACCCUUGCUGGAGGAGUGGCUAUAGGCACUUGUGCAGACAUGGAGAUUUCCCCGUACUUUGCUAUGAUCGUUGGGAGCAUUGCAGGAAUGGUCUCUGUGCUUGGGUUCAAGUUUCUGACUCCACUUUUCACUACUAAACUGAGGAUCCACGAUACAUGUGGGGUCCAUAACCUGCACGGCUUACCUGGUGUGAUAGGAGGCCUCGCCAGCAUCGUGGCCAUAGCCUUGGAGACAGCUGAAACGUCUGCCCUGGCCAUGCAGGCAGCUGCACUAGCUUCUUCCAUCGGAACAGCACUUGUUGGAGGGGUAAUCACAGGUUUGGUUCUAAAGACACCUAUCUGGGGACAGCCAGCUGACCAAGACUGCUAUGAUGAUUCUGUUUAUUGGGAGGUCCCCAUGAGAACAGAACAUAACCAUCAUUUUGGUGAACAUGGCAGCCACAACCAGUUAGAACCUGAAGCCUAA